AUGGACCCUUUAAGUGCUACAGCAUCAAUGGCGGGGUUGCUCCUUGCGGCAGGGCAAGUUACAUCAGCGAUUUUCACCAUAAAAUCCAUUUUGAGCGAAGCUCCGCAAAUGGUGGAUAAUAUCUUGAGUCAAGUUGCACAAAUCGAAGCUUGCCUCUCCGCGAUUCAAAAGCUUCUUUGCAAAAUGAAUUCGGAAUCGAGACAACGCAUGACUUUAAUCAAAGUCGAGCACCUGGUUACAUCUCUGACGCAGGCAGUUUUGACAUUCUCGGAACUCGAAGCUCUGGUCAACAAAAUCAUUACUAGACCUAGGACUUCGCUCAUGUUGCGUGCAAAUUGGAUGCUAAAACAGAACAAACUAGCGAGUAUCAUGCUACGACUUGAGAGCCAUAAAUCUUCAUUGUCCCUAAUGCUCAGCAUUGCUCAAUGUGAAUCUGAUCUAGAAGCAAGCAGAUCAUCAAAAGAGCUACACAAACUUACCAACCAAAUCUUGGCGUCGAACAAAGAUGUCUCGAAACGACUUCGCCACCUGGAAGAUAAGUAUGAAUCUGAGAGUGUUUAUACCGUCUGCCACAGAAAUGGAAGUAGCGACUCAGAGAGUGUGUUCAGUGCCCAAGGCAUGAUGGAGACCUCCGAUGUAUUUCAAAAUAUCCGACAACUUGGAACGGUUCCUGAGCUUACUGCGCACCAAUCGUUUCACCUCGACUUGAACACAUCCAGAGUAUACAGAAGAACACUAUCAUACGAAUGUGACACCUCAUUCACGACUUCUAUUGUGAGAACACAUGCUUGGUCGGUGUUCACUGGCGUGAGCCUGUCCGAGAUCUCGGAAAUCUCUGUUAUCGCUCUUCCACUUUCAGCUCGGGACAUCUCAAACCCCCAGUGGUACUUCAAAUGUUCUGAGAACCCUGGUCACCCUCCAUCGAAACCGGACAAGAAGAUACCGCCAUCACCCUUACGGUCUGCUACUGAGAGACGGAAGGCAAUGCAGAGAACUCAAAGCUGGCGCCUCAGCCCGUCUGACCCAGGUAUGGUCGGCUGA
Molecule: messenger RNA, 1041 nt
Organism: Hyaloscypha bicolor E
Lineage: Eukaryota; Fungi; Ascomycota; Leotiomycetes; Helotiales; Hyaloscyphaceae
Exons: 2
Coding region: 1-1041 (346 amino acids)
Source: RefSeq, a predicted model, not a curated record